AAAUAACCGGAAGUACACGUUUUUUUCUACCACGAUUUGACGCCGCGGAUUCUCCCUCAGAUUUCAGCGGAAUUCUUCCAGCUAUUUUGAGGGGGAUUUGAACGUUCCGUGCCGAGGAAGACCCUGUGUAGUCCCGAGGCGUUUGAACAGUUUAUAAGCCGCUGGGUUUUUUUUCCUUUCCUUUCUGUCCGCGGACGUUACCUCGUAGCCCAGCGAGCUAGCUGCUCGUUCAGAGACGAUGCGUUUUGGCGAAGCGCCUUUCAUUCAUUGAUUUUUUUUUAGGGGGGCUAACGCGAGCUCCUUGGCGGAGGUUCACGUUCACCUGGCCGGUGGUUUUGGGGGCGAUCGGUGAUCGCGAAGGUGUGGGAUUUUUAAAUAUUUUUUUAAUCUAUUGGAACUGGGGAGACCUUGUGUGAUUCGGUUAGCUAGAGGCAACGUCUACUUCCGAUCCCAGCUAUCAUGGAUUACGAGGACAAAGCGAGGACGGUGGCCGACUGCUUGAUGAGCUACAAGAAGGACGAGUCCGGCUGGAAAGUCUGCAAGAAAUCGAAUGACGUGUUGGUGUCGUGGCGCCCCUCAUCAGAGUUCCCCGGGAAUGUUUAUAAGGGGGAGGGGAUUGUCAGCGGCUGCCAGGAGAAAGUGUGGGAAUGUCUGAAACCGGUACCCAACGGGCUCAGAGUCAAAUGGGACAACAACGUCAAAAGGUUUGAGCUUCUGGAGCAAAUCACAGAGGACACCUCAAUCUGCCGAACGGUCACGCCCUCAGCAGCUAUGGGUAUCAUAGCUCCACGAGACUUUGUAGAUGUUAUUUUGAUUAAGAAAUAUGAAGACGGCAUCAUUUCAUCAACUGCCACCAAUGUGACUCACCCGAGCUGUCCACCCCAGUCUGGCUAUGUAAGAGGAUUCAACCAUCGGUGUGGUUGCAUCUGUGUCCCCAUUUCAGGAGAGCCCAACAAAACCCAGGUGUUCAGUUUCUUCCAGACCGACCUUGGUGGCCUCCUCCCUCGCUCCGUGGUGGACUCCUUCUUCCCAUCCAGCAUGACUGAGUUCUAUAACAACCUGGCCAAGGCUGUGAAAUCCCUCAAGGACCUUUGACACCAAGAGUUAAGAGAGCUACCCUCACAACCCGAGGCCCACCGACUGGUCGGGCCCAAUGUCCAUUCAAGUUGAAACCUCCCAAACUCUACAGCAGCCAGCACACUGAGGUCACUGAGUCCCAACAGAUAUAACCCACUGUGCUGUGCUUUCAUGUACCUUCCUAUGUUCCUGUGUUACUGCAGGAGGAAUCCGCCACAUCUUCAACAGUCCAAACCCUCUUUUUUUGAAAGCAGUUUAUACACUAAUAGUAUGUACUAUUACACACUGAAAAUGGCAAAAAUAACGAGGGCUUCCAUUUGACAAAACGAUUCCCUUUACAUUCCUAUAUGGGGGAUUAAUUUCUUUAAUAGCUGUUAAAACCUACAUUGGUACAUGUGCUGAAGGUGCAGUGAACAUGCAUGUUGCAUGGACCUUAUUUACCCCGUGCUGGCGUGCGAUUGUCAGUCUGCCUCAUACCUCAUAUGUGUAUGUGUACUUGAAAUAGUCCUAGUUUUUUGCUCACCGCCACUCACCUACUGUAUAAACCAGCCGCCUCAUUUCUCAGCUGAAGCACAGGUGAGUUGCGUCUGUGGCCUUUCAAAAGAAGGCCUUGAGAAUUGUUGAUGCUAAAUGCUGCUCUAAUGGGCAGAAACAGUCUUUACCUUUAUCACGGGGUUGGUUUCUGUUUUACAUUUCCCCUUUCUUUUUCCACCAUAUAAAGUCCUCAUGCAGUUUUUCUUCAAAGUCUCGGUAUAUCUGAGCCCGACCGAGGUCAAAUCUGAGUUAACAGAUGACUGGAUCGAUUGAUCGAUCGAGCAAUCAGUCAAGAUAAACCUUUGGUGGUGAAACACCAUGACUCAGGAUGGAAAAGGAUCUAACGGCACUAACGGUUUAUACGUUCAAGACAUCAGACUGUUUUCAGUAGCUGGUACUGUGCUGAAAAGAAACCUUUCAUUUAAUGAAUUUUAAUGAAUGAUUUUUUGUCUUUGUGUUUUCUGUAGGCAGUUAAAAAAAUGGUAACAGAGUGAAACAACUGUAUAUUUAUAUUGUCAGGUGCAUUUUUAAUGUAAGUUCUAAUGUUCCUUUCAUGACAAAAAGUGCUCACAUUACUGCUUUGUACACACAAAAGUCAAGUCCACUAAAUAGCGAUUUGUUCCGGUUGCCAGGUUUCAAUUCAGUUCCAAGUUGGUAAAUACAAACUCCUGAUCGAAUCUUCUUAUCGAGUCAGCUUAGUCAGACGACCGAACAAGUAAAAACCAGUGACUGAAAAAGCAGACAAUGAACACUCAACUGCUAACCAGCCAUCAUUUUCCUGUUCCAAAGCACAUCUGUAGCAUUUCUUGUAAUAUGUAAGUAAUUGUGGCAUCGCUGAUAAUUGAAGGAUGAGCGCACUGAAUCAGUCCACUGCCAGUGUGGGGCAGUCUGUGAACUGUGGCAGUGUAACCACAAUUUCCCACACGUUCAAUGCAGAAAAGUCGGUUAUUACAUCAGCUGAUAUUUGUAGAAUUGACAUUAUUUUCGACCUGAUGUUUUCAUGGAAAAGAAUCGUAAUUGUCCUCCAAGACGGGGUUAAUAAAAAGCACAGAUAUGACACACUGUAUGUGGUUCUAAACCAUUUUAGGUACUGUAGUGUCUCUAUGGUUUAGCUACAGUAUGAGACGGAGACAAAAAAGAAAUCAACUGAAACAUUAUACAAAAGAUUCUCUGACGAUAACUGACAUUAAAUCCUUUAAUUUUUAAUGCCGUUGCUAGAUGACAAAAAAAAUCUAGUCACCCUUUAUUAAGUUAACAAACAAAUUAAUGCUACUUCACUAUGUCAUCUCACAUUCGCAGCUCCAGCGGAUUGUUUCUCUAUUGCUACCUCACUGUUUACACGUUGCAGGUAAUGAGAGUUUUCUGUAUGGGGAAAAAGAAAUGGGAAAUUAACUUGAAAUGGGUAAUGACACAUGUACAAUCAUGAUAAUAAUAAUCAUGACCAUUGGCUUUAUUUAUAUCAUUUGGUCUUUUAACACAAAGGCUCAUUUUCAGGUGAGGCAGACGGGGAGAGACUUAUGUACCUGCACUCAAAACAUCGAAGCUCACAAGAAAAGAAUCAAAUCAUGUUUGUAUUUAUUACUUAAACAAAAUAUAAGUUGCUGUUGUAAAGAAAAAAAAAAGACUAAUGUUUGAAUAUUUACAUAAAUAUUAAGAAAUGUAAGUUUUUCAACAACUGCCAGAAUCCUUCAGGUAUUCCAAGGAAAACCUGGUCACACAAAUGUUUUGUACUGUAUCAUAUUUAAACCUCCACACACUGAGACUCAACUGUUGCAGAGGUUACUUCUUUGUGGUUUGAAAGACGCCUUCCCUUCACUCCCUGUUCCUUUAUGCUUCCUCAGUGAUAACUUGUGGGCUUUCUCACUUAAGUAAAUCGUUUCAAUUUAUUGCUUGAACAUAUAACGAUAACAGCACUUUAUUAGGGAAAUGCCUCAGUAUGAAAUGAGUGUGUCGGAGGGUGAAGGGGAGCAUCUGAGUCGGGGGAAGUUUGGAUUUGUGCGGUGAUCUGCCCUCUUUCUCCAGAACCCUCGUGUGUGCGAGAAGCGUUUUAGCUAGGGUGGUUUUAUCAUCGAGUCCUUGAAAAAAAAUGUUUUGUCUGCUUUACCUGUCCGCCUACGCUAUCCUUUCACCUUGCAGUGUAGCCAGUAAUGUUGAUGAAAGACCUCAUAAUUGUAUUUCCACCAUUUCCAAAUCAGUGCGUGCCUGAGAUCGGUGCUUGCAUGUGGAUCUAAAGACAUUUUCCUGUGUAUCUUCAUUGUCUAAAUCGAGCAAACGUUUUUAUCUUUUUUAUUUUAAUGUGAAAUUGUCUGUGUAAAAAAGAGGUGGCUGCUAAAGUAGAAGAAACACCAAAUUACAGGGAGAAUGCAAAGGGAAGGGCAAUGAGAAGUGCAUAUUCCUGCCGUUCAGAGUGAAUCAAGACUGAAUCACAUGUCUGGUUAAUGGCAUCUGAUGAGAUAGAGAGGGAAUCCUAAUGUUCUCCUCGGAAGAGUUGGCGUGCGUUAGUGAACACAGUCCGGCACAGUGUAGCUCAGGUGAAGAGAAGUGACGUGGGAUUCUGAUGAGUGACGGCUACAAGCGAGGAAGAGCGAUGCGACUCGCAGCAAUAGCUGUGUCUCAAUUCAGGAGGCCGGUCCUUCGAAGGCUGCAUUUGAAUACCAAUUCCGUCUAGACUGUCCCAGUUCGACCAUGGCCAAGCAAUGAGUUGUGCUGUGGCUCGGGUGGUAGAGAAGUCGUCCACAAACCGGAAGGUCGUUGGUUUGUCGACAGUUGACCCUAAAUAGCCUCUGAUGGCUGCGGUAAACAGCAGCGCUGUGUGAAUGUGACUUGUAGUGUGAAGCGCUUUGAGUGGUCGAUAACACUAGAACGGUUCCAUAUAAAUACAGGCCAUUUACCAUUUACAUUUCUCGGCCAACAAAGACUCCAACAGGUUGAUUCUUCAUCGUCUAACCUGUCCCAAAAGGAAUUGUGCCAGAGACAAAUCACUCUGGUACCACUUAAAAAAAAGAAAGAAAGAGACAAUGUGGUUGACUGAAUUAAGAUCAAUUGUGUGUCGAUGAUGAAUCACUACUUGGUGCAGUCCACAAAUGAAACUGGGGCCUGAAGAGAUCCUCUGUAGUCCCAAACCUUUGUAGGUCGCAUCCUUCUGAAAGAGACGGCCCCUGAAUUGAGACAGAUUAUAACUCACAAUCUGUUUGAUCUGUACAAUAUUCAGUCACGUACGUAGUUAGGCAAAUAUUAUUUAAUGAGUGGGGCUCGUCUCUUAUGUUUUUGAUAGGCAUGUUAAUAUGGGGCCAAACCUGACAGAUAUCAUUUGCACCUCACCGUGGCCCGUCCUUGCGUUUACACAUGCAAUGGCCGGUUUUUUCCUGAUCCACAUUUUAUAAGCCAGAUACAAUUCACAUAAAUAGUAGAUUUGAUAUUGAGUCUUUGUCCAGCUUCAAGAAAACGUCUGCUGGGACUUCUCUGUUCUCUUCUCAUCUUUACGGUAUUACAAGUAUUAGGGCCAGGCAUAAGAAGAAGAAAAAAAUGAGAGGAGGAAGAUUUUUUUUUUUACCUUUUGCAUUUCGAGAAUAAAGUCGAAAUGUCGAGACUAAAGUUGAAAUACUACGAGAAUAAAGUCUUUCCACUCUAUUGUUAACAUUUUGUCUUUCCUUCUCGAAGUUGUAUUUCAACUUUAUCCUGGACAAUUCAACUUUAUUCUCUGAAUGUUAAAUCAUUUUCCCCCUUAUGCCUGGCCCUAAUACUCUUCCGUACUUCUUACUUGGAGCAUCACCAGCAGCUUUUUUUCUCACGAGAUUUGUGCUCAUUCUUAAACAUAUUUCUAUCCACCCUCACACACAGGAACCUGUUCUCUAUAAACUGAACUUUGCGAUGUCGUGCGACAAUGGGAGACAACUUUUUAUUUUCUGGGAAUGUGUGUUUUGCUUUUAAAAUGAUCCAAUCUAAUAAGAAAAUAAUUUUAACAUUUUCAUAUAUCUGACAUUAGACGUCGGUUCAGAUCCUGAACUCGCACAGGAGCAGUGCAGCCUGUGAUUCAGUAUUGAUUUAUGUUCGCGCCGACUCCAGUGACUGAACUUUGACCAACUGGCAUCUCGUCGAUCCAGACGGACACGGUUGUCAAAGAACAUGUCAUCUGUGGCAGAACCAGCCCUUGUUAUUAGACUGUGACCGUCAUGGACCGUUUGACCACCGCAGACCAAAUACCCAGAGUUAAGUUUUGGAUUUAUAGUUUUGGAUUCAGACACUCAACCAAAGGUUGUUGUUUUUUUGGGAAUAUUGUCUUGGCAGUUUAAAGUCCAAAAAACAGUACAGGCAUUUCUUGUGUCUUUUCACACUAGUUGCAGGUUGUCCUGAGUACACAUUUUCCUCGAGGGGGGUAAUAUACUGACCCAACACAAGAGAACAUGUAAAAUGAUUUGUGUCAGACGUGUAUAAUUUACUCCUGUAACUGAGAACAACUGCUGCUACUAGUUCAUUGUCUGUACAUGCAGCUGUUUUACCUUGUACUGUUCUGUACCCAUUAAAAUUUUGUAAUUCAACCAAUAUUAAAAAAAAUAAUCAAUA
Scophthalmus maximus (turbot) is the source of this 6174-nucleotide messenger RNA. It is a transcript of the gene stard5, whose product is annotated as StAR-related lipid transfer (START) domain containing 5. Gene Ontology annotation, molecular function: lipid binding. NCBI's taxonomy places the organism in Eukaryota, Metazoa, Chordata, Actinopteri, Pleuronectiformes, Scophthalmidae. The transcript is spliced from 6 exons. The record is from RefSeq and is a predicted model, not a curated record. Bases 460 to 1095 code for a protein of 211 amino acids.